This is a messenger RNA of Aspergillus calidoustus, 1318 nucleotides long. Lineage: Eukaryota; Fungi; Ascomycota; Eurotiomycetes; Eurotiales; Aspergillaceae. The record is from the annotation of a GenBank genome assembly.
AACCUUCAAUUAUACUACAGUAUCUGAUUCAACUAAUGUUCACCCACCUCAAAGCCAUCCCAUUAAGCGACUUGCAUCGGGUCCAGAGCCUCAUUUAGGCCCGGGCAGCUGCGUCGCCAUGUCAACACCACCCGUUACCACUCUUGACACCGGAGGCGAAUUUAUCUUGAAUAGCCGAGAGAGUUAUCCUGUUCUAGUCUCUCCCUCUAUUCCACUGGCUAAAGACCCUGGAUCACCUAUUGCGGCAGAGGGUAGCGCAACCUCGCCAGAGCUGGAUGUGGACGCUACAAUAUCAAAACUCCUGCAGGUUGGACGCUCGCGAAGGAUCCCCCGGCUAUUUUGCCUGGAACCCGCUGAGAUUAGUGCCAUCUGCUUGGCGGCAAGCGACGUUCUUCUCGCCGACCCAAGCUUAUUAGAGAUUUCCGCCCCGGUCAAGAUCGUCGGCGACAUCCACGGCCAGUUCACGGAUCUGAUUCGGAUAUUCGACCUCUGCGGCUUCCCUGAAGAUACACAAUAUCUAUUCCUGGGGAACUAUGUUAGCAAGGGGAGGAACAGUCUUGAAACAAUUCUGUUGCUUCUAUGCUAUAAGCUCAAGUACCCCAAGACGUUCUUUCUCCUGCGUGGGAACCACGAGUGCGCGUCCAUCGCUCGGCUGUCUUCAUUUUACUCCGAGUGUAAAUAUCGCUGCAGAUUAAACGUCUGGAAGACAUUUCGAUCUGUGUUUGACUCCCUGCCCAUUGCCGCAAUCGUGUCUGAGAAGCUCUUCUGUGUGCAUGGCGGACUAUCGCCCUCUCUGACAAAUCUGGAUGGCAUCCGCGCCAUUUCUCGCCCAACAGAUGUAUCUGAUGCCGGGCUGCUGACUGAUCUUCUAUGGAGUGAUCCAGCGGACGUGGAAGUGGACUGGACGGAGAAUGAUCGCGGCGUAAGCUACUAUUUCAACAAAAGUGUUACGCGGAACUUCUUACAGCGGAGCGGCCUUGACAUGAUCUGCCGCGGCCAUAUGGUUGUCGACGAGGGGUACAAGUUUCAUCAUGAUAUGUCGGUAGUAACGAUAUUUUCAGCACCUAAUGUGGGCCUAACAAAACCUCUCGAUGUUGGCUUUUAUGCUUAUGACCAUCUCGUGCAGCACCUCGACGACCUGGACAACAGCGGUGCCAUCAUGGCCGUCGCCGCCGACCUCAGUUAUGGCUUUGAAGUCCUCAAGCCUGUUGAUCCAUACGGUCGUGGGAGAAAAGUACCUCGAGGCAAUCGACCCGGCGAGCCGGAAGGGGAGACUGAGGAGUCUUUUCAUGGACUUCCUCUUGCGCAGGAUUUCUAG